CAUUUGGCCUAUGUUCCCAUCAAACACGUACGCGGAAACGUGCACCCUCCUAGUAAGACUUCUAUCGCUUACCUCUUCACUGCGGUCCCUCGAGCUCAGGGGCCCAUCCCCUCCUGCCUGGCCGAGGCUCCUCUCCGACACCCUACAUUUCCCUCAGUUUGCACCCUGCCUCGUGGCGAUCAAGUCUGACGAUGCUGAAGACGUCACAUCGUUGGCAAGAUGCAGGCGGCUCGAAGCCAUCUUCAUCACUUCUUGGCUCGACCAAGAACGUUACGAUGUUCUCCUGCAAGCCGCCGGUGAUAGCUCCGAUGCCUUGGCGUAUCUGCAGCUCAGCCUCAAGGUGGACAACAUUCACGGCAUCCUCGCGGCAUUCCACACACUCGCUACGCGCUUUCCAAGACUAUUGGUGCUCUGCGUGCAGUUCGACCUCGGGCCGGGCUGGACAGAGCGGCCGUUGUCUUGGGGCACACUCAACGCGGCCCUAGCCCAGAUGGGCGCGGCGCUGCGUGGUCUGCACCACCUGCACACCAUCUCGGUGACAGUCUUUCCGGAGCCCAUGCCCAAUCUCGGCGAAAACAAGCGGGCGAUCCGGGUGCUCGGCGAGCACUGUGACACGCUGCGCCACGUUGAGGUUCGUUGGCUGAGGAGGGACGGAGUCGAAUAUCGGGAAUUGUCGUCUAGCAACGGGCUGCUCCGUGGGCAGUGGGCGUAUACGCAGUCGCUGGCGAUGUAGGACUCGUACGAAGUUAUCAGUCAGACUCGCGAGCGGUUGCCUUCCCACUUCCCUGUCAUCCGACUCAUCACAUUCGCUUAUUUAUGCUACUUGCUUAUUUAUGCUGCUUACUUAUCUCUAGCUCGUCAUACGUAGUCACCUCCUGUAUUCUGUA
This is a messenger RNA of Phanerochaete carnosa HHB-10118-sp, 887 nucleotides long. RefSeq lists its product as uncharacterized. NCBI's taxonomy places the organism in Eukaryota, Fungi, Basidiomycota, Agaricomycetes, Polyporales, Phanerochaetaceae. The transcript is spliced from 2 exons. Bases 11 to 733 code for a protein of 240 amino acids. The record is from RefSeq and is a predicted model, not a curated record.